GGACCCAGUCCUGCCCGCGCCCCCGAGCUCCCUCAGCUCGUCGCCGAGCAGCAUGUGCCCAUCCCCCCUCACGACAAAGACACCCAACGCCUGAUCGUCAUCCUCUCCAAUGCCAGUCUGGAAACGUACCGGGCAUCUCACGGCGGCCGUGGCGGGCCCAAGGAUGAGAAAUACUCCCUGUUGAACAGCGACGAGCACAUCGGGAUCAUGCGCAAAAUGAACCGGGAUAUCAGCGAGGCGCGCCCGGAUAUUACGCACCAGUGUCUCCUCACCCUCCUGGAUUCCCCGGUCAACAAGGCCGGGCGGCUGCAGAUUUACAUUCACACGGCCAAGGGCGUUCUGAUUGAAGUCAACCCCUCCGUCCGCAUUCCCCGCACCUUCAAGCGCUUUGCCGGAUUGAUGGUCCAACUGCUGCACCGGCUCUCGAUCCGCUCGACGAAUUCCCAGGAGAAACUGCUCAAGGUCAUCAAGAACCCGAUCACCGACCACCUGCCGCCCAACUGCCGCAAGGUGACAAUGAGUUUCGAGGCGCCCGUGGUGCGCACCAAGGAUUACAUCGAGUCGCUGGGCCCGAAGGAGAGCAUUGCCAUUUUCGUCGGCGCCAUGGCCAAGGGCCACGAUGACUUUGCCGACACCUUCAAGGAUGACACCAUCAGUAUCAGCAACUACAGUCUCAGCGCCAGUGUGGCGUGCAGCAAGUUCUGCCACGCGGCCGAGGAGGUGUGGGAUAUUCUGUGA
Molecule: messenger RNA, 738 nt
Organism: Penicillium riverlandense
Lineage: Eukaryota; Fungi; Ascomycota; Eurotiomycetes; Eurotiales; Aspergillaceae
Product: 18S rRNA pseudouridine methyltransferase
Exons: 2
Biological process (GO): rRNA base methylation
Cellular component (GO): small-subunit processome; nucleolus
Molecular function (GO): rRNA (pseudouridine) methyltransferase activity; rRNA binding
Source: RefSeq, a predicted model, not a curated record